GAUAGGAACGCAGAAAAUUUCCAAUACUUUUCAAGCUUUCAUUUAGAUGAUUCCAAAUAUCUUUCUGUUAAUUUUACUACCCACUACGUGUUCUGCACUCAAAAUUCUGCAAGUGACUGACUUCCACCUUGAUGUUGAUUAUUCCGUCAAAGGAGAUAAUCAGAAGAUGUGUCAUGGUAAUUCUUCAAAUGCAACACUUGGAACUUUUGGUGAUUACAUGUGCGAUGCUCCAGUGUCGCUUGCCGAACGCACCCUGGCUGAAGCAUACAGAGUUAUACAUGAGCCUGACCUGGUUUUAUGGACAGGAGAUAGCAUACCCCACAUCGAUGACUAUGACUGGGCGUAUGUGAACAAAACAAUGGAGUUGAUGACAAGCAGCGUGUUUGCUAGAUUCCCUAACUCAAAAAUUCUUCCCGUUUUUGGUAAUCAUGAUUAUUCUCCUGCUAAUGCUUUUGAUAAGAAUAGUGUGCUUUACAAGACGUGUUGGGAGCAAUGGCGCAAGAAAAUUGGUGACAGUGAGAAGGAUCGAUUUCUCCUUGGUGGCUACUACAAGUUUCCCUUCCUCAAUACUACCAUCCUAGUGCUAAACACGAAUCUAUACUACAAGCCAAAUAAAGCUUAUGAUAAUUUUACUAGUAAAGAGGAUCCAGCAGAUCAGUUUGCUUUCAUGGAAACUGAAUUAUUGUCAGCUUUCAAAUGUCGUCAAUCGGCAUCACCCAAUUGCAGCCGGACUGUGCACAUCGUUGCGCACAUUGCACCCGGAGUCUUCGAGAGAACACCGGGAUUCUCAUGGUUCCGCGAUCCUUACAAUGAGAAAUUUCUCGAUCUUACUGUAAGAUAUGCUGAUGUAAUUGGUCUAAUGAUCUUUGGCCAUCACCAUACUGAUACAUUUCACCUUGUCAAGGAUGCUUCUGGCAAAACAGUACAAUUCAUGUUGAUGGCCCCGGCAGUAACGCCUUGGUUCUCCAGUCUUGAUGGCGCAGGGGCAAAUAAUCCCGCUUUCAGAAUCUACGACGUCAACACUGACGGCCUGCUCAAUGAUAUCUCAACCUACUACAUCAACUUGACCGAGCUGAAUAAAAAUGAUUCGGCAAAAUUUGAGCUGGAAUAUUCAUUCAAAACGGCAUACAAUAUCACUUCAGCCAUUGAUAUUGCUGCAAUGGAAAAGCUCUUGGAACGGAUCAAGACGGACGACAAUGUGUUCAAAAAGUAUAUAGAUUACAACUCAGUGUUAUGGGAUCCAAAAAUGCCCGAAGCAAAAUUUAGAGCUGCCCAGUUAUGCUCAAUGGAGUUUGCCGAUUAUCCCCGAUACGAUAACUGUAUGAAGCCGUACAACUUUUCACCUUCAAAUAGAAUGUUUGCUACAAUCACGUUGUUGUUGUUGUUGUUCACCAUCUGGACAUAAUAUAGUAAUACUUUUUUGAGCUUUUGACAACAGGAUUUAUCAGUGGCUUCACUGCAUUGUAUAGAAUUUUUGAGAUAAGUAGAUUCAAAGAACCUUGCAACUCACCCGGAAAUCGUUUCUAUAUUAUCUAUAUAAUUUCUGAAGAUAUUUGAGCGGAUAUCCAUUUAAAUGUCUUUCUAACCCCUUCGAAAGUCUGUGAUUAGAACUGUGCCUUUACAUUCUCUGAACGAGUAAACUAAGAACACUUAAAUA
Molecule: messenger RNA, 1657 nt
Organism: Cylicocyclus nassatus
Lineage: Eukaryota; Metazoa; Nematoda; Chromadorea; Rhabditida; Strongylidae
Source: the annotation of a GenBank genome assembly